AUGAACGAGGUCUUAUGCCCGUUCAUGGGGAAGUUCGUUGUCGUCUACUUCGACGACAUCUUGAUUUACAGCCGCACACGAGACGACCAUCUCCAGCACUUGCGACAGGUCUUUGCCGCGCUUCGGAGGGAGAAGCUAUAUGCUCACCCGAAGAAGUGUAGUUUCUUUACGACUGAGGUUUCCUUUCUUUGAUUCAUCGUUUCAGCACAAGGAGUUUCUGCCGACCCUGACAAGGUCCGCGCCAUCAUCUCUUGGCCUCGACCGGCCAACGUUCAUGAGACUCGGAGCUUCAUCGGGUUGGCGACGUUUUACCGCCGCUUCGUACAGAACUUCAGCUCUGUUACAGCACCCAUCACCAACUGCCUCAAGAUGGAUCCAUUUCAAUGGACAGAGGCAGCCGUCAGGCCUUCGAGAGAGUGA
This is a messenger RNA of Spirodela intermedia, 420 nucleotides long. The record is from the annotation of a GenBank genome assembly. Lineage: Eukaryota; Viridiplantae; Streptophyta; Magnoliopsida; Alismatales; Araceae.